GUUCUGUCGGGGUGGGGCUUCCGGCGCCGUUGGGUGGGCGUUUGUUGGCGUCGGGGCGGUUGUCUGUGGUCGGUGAGUUCUAGCUCGGCCGUUGGGACCGCGCGGGGAGGACCGCAAGGAGGAGACCCGUGCGCCUGUGUGACCGCGGGAGGGUCAGCUGAGCCCCGACCCAGCCCUCUCCCUCGCACGGCCCCAGCCUCCCCGCGGCCCGAUGGCGGCCUUGGUGACCCCGGCGCAGGUGUUGGUAACCUUCAAGGAUGUGGCCGUGACUUUUACCCAGGAGGAGUGGGGGCAACUUGACCUGGACCAGAGGACCCUGUAUCGGGAGGUGAUGCUGGAGACCUGUGGGCUCCUGGUGUCACUGGGGCAUCCAGUUCCCAAAGCAGAGCUGAUGCACCUGCUGGAGCCCGGGCCGAAGGUAUGGACAGUCACGAGGGGCCUCUCGCGGAGCACAUGUUCAGGUGACAGAGCAGAACCUCAGACCGGAGAGCCAAGCACUUCUCAGCUGAUUUUGUCCGAGGGAGCCUUGCUCCAGGGAAGCCUGACUCUGGGAUCUUCAAGGUGCUCCAGGUCGGGGCAGGCCAGGGAUCCAGGGGGAAUUCUGGAAGUGGAGAGGGAUCAGCUGAGGCCACAGACAGCCCCCCGCAAGGAGACCCACCUCAGGAAAAUGAGCCUUGGAAACGAGGGUCUGGGAACGGGUGCUAGUCUGCGCUCUGGGGCGUUAGAGGGGAGAGUCUCUCCGGGGGCUGUUCUCCACCAGCCUGACCCACCAGGACCGCCAAAAGGCCCCCUGGUUCCUCACGUCUACAAAUGCACGCAGUGCGGGAGAGGGUUUCGCAGGAAGUGGUACCUGGCUCGCCACCAGCGGGUUCACACGGGAAUGAAGCCCUACGAGUGCAGCGCGUGCGGGAAGGCCUUCAGCCAGAGCUCCACCCUGGUCCGCCACCACCUCACGCACAGCGGGGAGAAGCCCUUCCGCUGCGGGGACUGCGGCAAGGCCUUCAAACGCCGGUCCUACCUCGCCCAGCACCGGCCGGUGCACACCGGGGAGAAGCCCUAUGAGUGCAGUAAUUGUGGGAAAGUCUUCCUCUACAAAGGUAAACUUGUUGUGCACCAAAGAGUCCACACUGGAGAAAGACCCUUUGAGUGUAAGGAAUGUGGGAGAGCGUAUGCCCGCAAGGAUUCACUGGUUGAUCACCAAAAAAUCCACACUGGCGAAUAUCCUUAUAAGUGCAGUGAAUGCGGGAAGCUCUUCCCGUACAAAAAUAACCUUCUUGUGCACCAGAGGAUCCACACUGGAGAAAAGCCUUAUGGGUGUAGCAAAUGUGGAAAGUCCUACGUCUUAAAAAAAAGGCUUCUUUGUCACCAGAGAAUCCACACUGGAGAAAGGCCUUACAUAUGCAGUGAGUGUGGGAAAGCCUUUGUGUACAAAGGGAGUCUUGUUGCCCAUAAGAGAAUUCAUACUGGAGAGAGGGCUUACGGAUGUAACAAAUGUGAGAAGUUCUUUGUCACUAGCUCUGCUCGCAAUAGACACCAGAAUAUUCACGUUGCUAAAAGGCCUUAUGAGUGCAACAAAUGUGGGGAAGCUUUUAAGAAGAAAAUCAGAUUUGUUGAGCAUCAGAGAAUCCACACUGGAGAAGAGCCUUUUAGAUGCAGUGAGUGUGGGAAGACCUUCUGCUACAAAGCAAGCCUUGUUGUCCACCGGAGAACCCACACUGGAGAACGGCCUUACGUGUGCAGUAGAUGUGGGGCAGCCUUUCUCUACAGAAGGAGUCUUACUGUCCAUGAGGGCGCCGGUGACCUUCAAGGACGUCAUUGUGACCUUCACCCAGGAGGAGUGGGAAUUCCUGAACCUGGCUCAGAGGGCCCUGUACCGAAAGGUGACUCUGGACACGUGCAGGCUCCUGGUGUCCCUGGUGCAGGGGUUGGCCUGCGGCUCACCUGGGUGCCUCACAGCCACAAGACGCUGCGGCGGUAACUGGGGCAGCAGAGCCCCCGUUCACCUCAUCGCCCUCCCUUCUGCGGUGUCCUGUUCCUAAACCAGAACUGCCCUACCUGCUGGAUCCUGGGAAAAAGCUGAGGACAGUGAAGAGACGCCUUUCCCAAAGCACUUCCUCAGGUGACAGCGGAAGAAC
Messenger RNA from Vicugna pacos (alpaca), 2135 nucleotides. RefSeq names its product zinc finger protein 550 (gene ZNF550). Gene Ontology annotation, biological process: regulation of DNA-templated transcription. Lineage: Eukaryota; Metazoa; Chordata; Mammalia; Artiodactyla; Camelidae. The record is from RefSeq and is a predicted model, not a curated record.